UGGAACCCCGCUUGAUUUGACUUUUAAAUAAGCGUACCACCGAGUGAAAACCACACCAGUAUUGCUAUAUUUUGUUACAAAGGAAACACAAUGCAAAGCCAAUAUAUAUCCAGGAUCACGAAUAGCGCUUCCAUCGAGAGAGUCCUUUCGCUCACACAUUUGGUAAUAAAACGCUAAUGACGAGGUGUUGUCUGAAUAAAACGAUGAAUGGCUGCAUUAGUGUUGCUUUUUUAUUUAUUUAAUACUGUUGCUUGUCGUUGAGCAGCGGCUCCUUGACGAACUCUAAAAGAUUCCUGCACUUUGCGCGCUCUGCCAGAUGCGCAGCGCCUCCCCAACCGGAGCUCACUUGGAAACGUUCCUGGACUGGAGCGGGAGAGCGGAAUAUAGGCUCGUAACGGCGGUGCGUUACACUGAUCUGACUCACCUGAAGUAGCCACAAACACACUUUUCUACAGUUUGGUUAUCGAAAAUACUGUUCGGUGCCAAACAUGUUUGGAAUUUGGUCUCUGUGGUGCUCUUUGGCGUUCGUGUUUUCUCAUUUGGACCACAAGUUCGGGGCACGCGGUGAGAUAAGUUGCCCGGCAUUGAAACGCAGGCACGAGCGUCUGCAGGUGAUGCCGCCGGAGACAACGGGUGUUAAAGGCUCAGUCGUAAAUAACAACAGAACAGAGUUGCUCAACGGCUUGACUGUGGAAUACCCUAUUGUUGACGACGGGGACCCCAACAGUGACGGAGCGCCGCAACAGGAUCUAGCGAGAGAAUCCGGGAUGGAGGACCCAUUUGCUCAAAUCUCUGCAAACCCUUACCCUAACCCUGACCCGAAGAGCAAAAGGAGAAAGAGGACAAUACGGAGUGUGGCGAGGAGACACGCCGAAGUUUUCGAGCGGAUACCAGUGGGUCAGGCUGGGCCAAGUCUUCUGAAGACCGCGCAGGGAGUGUACAGCUCCAGGGCCGAGUACAGGCGCAGCGGGGAGGAAGGCAAGGGGUCCGGCCAGCGGCAGACUGAGCCCUACCUGGACACCUCCACCUUUGCUUUGGCCGGUGACUCCGCGCACAACCAGGCGAUGGUGCACUGGUCUGGACACAACAGCAGUGUGAUCCUGAUAUUGACCAAGCUGUACGACUUCAAUCUCGGCGCUGUAACCGAAAGCUCAUUAUGGAGAUCUGUGAAUUAUGGAAGCACUUACACAAAAAUGAACGACAAAAUCCGCUCGAGAACGGUGUUGAGUUAUCUUUAUGUAUGUCCGACCAACAAGAGGAAGAUAAUGCUGCUGAGUGACCCUGAGAUGGAGAGCGCAGUGCUCAUCAGCUCUGAUGAAGGGGCGAGCUUUGAGAAGCACCCCAUUAACUUUUAUAUACAGAGCCUCCUCUUCCACCCGGCUCAGGAGAACUGGAUACUGGCAUUCAGUCACGACAGCAAGUUGUACAGUUCAAUGGACUUUGGAAGGAAAUGGCUUCUCGUGCACGACAACGUAAUGCCGGGCCGAUUCUACUGGGCAGCGGUGGGCUUGGACAAGGACCAGGACGUGGUCCACAUUGAGACUCGUAUCGCUAAAAGCCGGGCCCAGUACGUGCGGUGCCGGGCCCAGCGCUGUACAGAGGCCGACCGGCAGUACCUGUUCCCUGGGUACGUGGACACCAACUCCCUGGUGGUGCAGGACGAGUACGUCUUCACUCAGGUGACAAAGUCGGGGAGGGCCAGCUAUUACGUGUCCUACAUGAGGGAGCCAUUUAAGCAGAUGCAGCUGCCUAAAUACUGUCUUCCCAAGGACAUGCACAUCAUCAGUACAGACGAGAAGCAGGUAUUUGCUGCAGUGCAGGAGUGGAACCAGAACCACACAUACAGUCUGUACAUCUCGGACUCCCCCGGGGUCUACUUCACCCUCUCCCUGGAGAACCUGAGGACCAGCCGGGGCCCCGCGGGUAACCUGCUUGUGGACUUCUACAAGGUGGAAGGCAUCCAUGGCAUGUACCUGACCAACAAGCUGAUAGACAACCGAGUGAAGACCUUCAUCACAUACGACAAGGGCCAAACCUGGGCCCUUCUACCGGCCCCGACCACGGAUGUGUCGGGAAACAACCUCCACUGCGUACUGCCAUUUUGUUCACUGCAUCUGCAUCUGGAGAUGUCAGAGAACCCCUACACAUCUGGACGCAUCUCCAGCAAAGACUCGGUGCCCGGGAUCGUGAUUGCUACAGGAAAUAUCGGAACGGAGCUGUCCUCCACCAACCUUGGGAUGUUUAUAACAUCUGAUGCGGCCAAUACCUGGAGACAGAUCUUCGAGGAGGAGCACAGCGUUUGGUUCCUGGACAAUGGCGGUGCUUUGCUGGCCGUUCUCCACUCCAACACCCCCCUCCGCCACUUAAAGAUCAGUCUAGAUGAAGGGAAGAAAUGGACUCAGCACAGCUUCUCCCUGGCGCCUCUGUAUGUGGACGGCGUGAUGAUGGAGCCAGAAGCUGAGAACCACAUCAUCACGUUUUUUGGACACUUCAGCCACCGAUCGGAGUGGCAGCUGAUCAAGAUCGACUACAAGGGCAUCUUCAGCCGGCGCUGUAUGGACGGUGAUUACCAGACAUGGCACUUACACAACAAGGCCGAGCCGUGUGUGAUGGGGGAGAAGCAGGUGUACAUGAAGCGCCGGCCUGGUAACCGCUGCAUGCUGACCCAGGACUACUCCAGGAUCUACUCCUCUGAGCCCUGCCCCUGCAGAUCCUACGACUUUGAGUGCGAUUAUGGCUUCGACCGCCAAUCGGACGGGAAAUGUUCCCCUGCCUUCUGGUUUAAUCCCAACACCACCACUAAGAGCUGCAGCACCAGCCAGAGCUUCCUCAACAGCACCGGGUAUCGAAAGGUUUUGUCCAAUAACUGCAAGGAGGGAGGGAGGAGCGUGUUCUCCCCCAGGAGGCAGGCCUGUCAGCCCAGCCCCCCCCGGGGCCUGCGCCUGUCCACCAGCCAGGGGGAGCUGGUUGCGCCCGCCGGGACCAACGUCACCUUCCUGGUGCAGCUGGACCAGGGGGAUUCUCAGAAGACCCACAUCCAGCUGCACUUUGGGGACGGCAUUAAGAUCACAUACUCCAACCUGAGCCGCACCAGCGACGGCAUCAAGCACGUCUACAGCGCCACCGGGAUCUACAGGGUGACCGCGCUCGCCGAGAACAGCCAGGGGUCCGACAGCAGCACGCUGUUCCUACACAUCACCAGUCCAGUGGAGCGUGUUCACCUCUCAGCCCCCAUGGUGGUGAGCAGGCAGAGGGAGGUCAACCUGACCGCCGUGGUGUGGCCCAGCCACUCCAGAACACUCACCUUCUUCUGGUGGUUCGACAACAGCUCCGAGCCCCUGAUAACCUUGGAGGGAACAGUGUCGCACACCUUCCAGAGCGAGGGGACCAGUAAGGUGACAGUGCAGCUGUCCUCCGGGGGAGUCGUCAUCCAGGACUCAAAACGUAUAACCGUCAAAGAGCUCUUCAAGUCACUGCUGCUGUCGUUCUCGCCGGCGCUCGAUGACCACAACCCGGACAUCGGAGAGUGGAGGGCUGACGUGGGGCGGGUGGUCCGGAGGGCCCUGGCUCAGGCGUCCGGCUUCCCGGCGGACCGGCUCCUGGUGUCGCUGUACCCCGGCCUCCCGACUGUAGGGGAGCUAUUCAUUCUGCCUGACACGCACACGCAGUCGGAGCACAAGAAGAGCACACAGGAAGCGCUGGAGAGGGUGUCUGACACGUUCAUCAACGUCCUGAACCAAGGCUUGAUCCAGUUUGAGCUGAAGCCUGAAGUACGCAUCAUUGUGUACAUGACGCAACAAACACUGGCGCCUCAUGUGGAUCCGGGGUCCAUCCACAGUGGGCCCGCCCUGCUCAUGCUGCUGUCGGUGGUGUUCGUGGGCCUCGCAGCGUUCUUCAUCUACAAGUUUAAAAGGAAAAUCCCCUGGAUUCACGUGCAGGCCGAAGACAGCCAGGAGAAGGACCCGGAAGUGAUCAGCACGGUGGGUCAGAACGACAGCAUGUCAAAGGUCAAGCUCAGCGAGUUCCCCUCCCAGAAGGACCUCCUGGAGAAAGAACUGGAGAUAAGGAGCAGAGGAAUGGGAAGAAACAUGGAGAGAGUAAUCACAAGGGAGUUUCCGAACUGCACUAACGUCUGAUGUGGUCGUAGUCAAGUGUAAGUACAGGGUGGUUGGUGUAGUGAUCGGGAUGAAUAAUGUUUCGCUUUUACAGAACUUGUUCAUCAAACACUGUUUUCUGCAUUGGGACGCCACUUUUGACAUUCAUUCAUAGAAUAUCAUGAAUAUUAUUAUCGUGACGAAGAAACAAGUAUUCUACAAAGCUGGACUUUAAACGUGUAAAUACGUCGAACGAAAAAGAUAUGUAGUUACGUGUGUUAUUAUUAUAAAGUGAUCUAUGACGGAAGAAUUUUACGACACAAACAAGAUUAGGGAAUUGGGGAAUUGGCGAAUGUAUGUGGCACCCUUUUGGAUUUCCAGAAAGGUGUGGCUAUAUAUCAUAUAAACUGAUAUUGUAUAUUUAGUUGAUUAUCAGGGAUGGGAAAUGGUUCCCCCAUGAUCUCUUAGACGCUGAUACAUAGUGAAUACAUGUCAUUGAUGAAUUGGCCAUGGACGCCUUUCUACUAGGUGUUUCAAUACAUGUACUGUACAAAAUAAAUGAUGGAAUGUAAAAAAAAUAUUAUUCAGUAUAUUUACUUCUUGUUAUAUUGCAGGACCCAAUGAACAGGCAAAAUGGCUACCGUUAUUCUUGUUUUUUUACAAUAUUAAGUUACAUUUCUUUGUUUUAUUUACUGUAGCACGCCUAGUAAUCUUAGGAGACACACACUCACACAUACACAGUGUUCGUGGUGAUUUUAAAGUUGACUAAAGACGAAGAAUUAACAAAGAUUUUGUUUUUCUAGUUGUGCGGUCGUGCAUGAUAUAUCAAAUGGCUCUUUUCGGUUCUUGUUAACGUGAACAUUCACUUGUUUGGGAUCACAUUUCUUACUGUGAACAAAUAAUUGUUUUCAAAUUGUUUUCAAAUAAAUGUAUUUUUUUAUGGAA
This is a messenger RNA of Gadus macrocephalus (Pacific cod), 5039 nucleotides long. It is a transcript of the gene sorcs3b, whose product is annotated as sortilin related VPS10 domain containing receptor 3b. Gene Ontology annotation, molecular function: protein binding. Gene Ontology annotation, cellular component: membrane. The coding region runs from base 489 to 4136 and encodes 1215 amino acids. The transcript is spliced from 27 exons. NCBI's taxonomy places the organism in Eukaryota, Metazoa, Chordata, Actinopteri, Gadiformes, Gadidae. The record is from RefSeq and is a predicted model, not a curated record.